This is a messenger RNA of Aspergillus brunneoviolaceus CBS 621.78, 364 nucleotides long. RefSeq lists its product as uncharacterized. Lineage: Eukaryota; Fungi; Ascomycota; Eurotiomycetes; Eurotiales; Aspergillaceae. The record is from RefSeq and is a predicted model, not a curated record. The transcript has a single exon. Bases 113 to 325 code for a protein of 70 amino acids.
UUAGAGCAUAUAUUCUUUCUAUUUCAUAAUGUCUACAUAUUCCCAUUGACCCCCUCUCUCCCCUUCUUCCCCAAGACCGAAUUUCAGGGCAAAAUUGGCAUAUAUACUUCAAAUGCCCGGGGGAAGGGGAGGUGGGAUUCUUUUCCUUCCUCAUUGCGUUGUUUGCAUUGUAUUGCAUUGCGUUGCGAGCCUUUCAAGAAAAAAGCGGCAGCAUACGCAGGCAGCACUUACUUUACUCCAUGUGCGAGUGCUACUCACCAUCUACAAACCACAUAUACUUGUGAUAUCCAGCACCAAUGAAUCUGAUAUGACCAGUCAUGAUUGAAAAUGGAAAUGGGUGUGGAUUAUGCAUCAAGCGAGAUCA